GGUCACCAGGGCACCUUCUCCCUGCAGAGAUGGAUGAGGCGAUGCGCUCCUUCGCUGAGAAGGUCUUUGCCUCUGAGGUGAAGGAUGAGGAGAGCAGGCAUGAGAUCUCACCUUUCGAUGUAGAAGAAAUCUGCCCCAUCUUGCACCAUGAAAUGAGGGAGCACAUGAUCCACCAGGAGACCACAGCCACGGCUGACAAGCGGAAGAAGCGGAUUUCCCUGAAGACAAUCGCACUGGCUCUGCCCAUUGCUGAAACUUCUGCAACCAAACUAUCCACCAUCGAGGAGUUCAUCGCUGCCUCGCCGCUGUACCAGGCUGUGCCCGACUUCCAGCGUGUGCAGAUCACAGGGGACUAUGCCUCAGGGGUCACAAUUGAGGAUUUUGAAGUUGUCUGCAGAGGCCUCUACCGGGCUUUGUGCAUCCGGGAGAAAUACAUGCAGAAAUCGUUUCAGAGGUUCCCCAAGACCCCGUCCCAGUAUCUGCGCAACAUAGAAGGCGAGGUUUGGCAAGCCGAUGAUGGGCGCGGCCCAGUGUUCACCCCCCCGGUGAAGGACGGUGAGGACCCUUUCCGGUCGGACAAUCUGCCCGAGGACCUGGGCUACUGCGUCUGCAUGCAGGGCGGGGUGGUCUACGUCUACGCCGACGCAGCGGCUGCCAGACGAGGGAAGCCCAAGGACCUGCCCUACCCCGACCUCGAGGACUUCCUCGAUGACAUGAACUUCCUCCUCGCCAUGAUUGCACAGGGACCCAUGAAAACCUACGCUCAUCGGCGCCUGAAGUUCCUCUCCUCCAAGUUCAGUGUGCACGAGAUGCUGAAUGAGAUGGAGGAGCUGAAGGAGCUGAAGAACAACCCUCAUCGGGAUUUUUACAACUGCAGGAAGGUGGACACCCACAUUCAUGCUGCAGCCUGCAUGAACCAGAAGCACCUGCUGCGCUUCAUCAAGAAGUCGUACCGUGUGGACGCGGAGAGGGUCGUGUAUGACGCCAAGGGCAAGAAACUCACCUUGAAGCAGCUCUUCCAGCAGCUCAACAUGCACCCCUAUGACCUGACGGUGGAUUCUCUGGAUGUUCACGCUGGGCGCCAGACCUUCCAGCGCUUUGACAAGUUUAAUGACAAGUACAACCCGGUGGGAGCCAGUGAGCUGCGUGACCUCUACCUGAAGACAGAAAACACCAUCGAUGGCGAGUACUUUGCCACAAUCAUCAAGGAAGUCGGCUCUGACUUGGAGGAUGCCAAGUACCAGCACGCGGAACCCCGCCUGUCCAUCUAUGGGCGCUCGCCAGAGGAGUGGCCCAAGCUGGCCAGCUGGUUCAACAGGCACAGGGUCUACUCCCCCAACAUGAAAUGGAUGAUCCAAGUGCCCAGGAUUUACGACGUGUUCAGGGCCAAGAACUUCCUCCCCCACUUUGGGAAGAUGCUGGAGAAUAUUUUUGUGCCUGUGUUUGAAGCGACAAUCAGUCCUCAGGCCAACAAGGAGCUGAGCGUAUUCCUGCGACACCAGAUCACCGGCUUCGAUAGCGUGGAUGACGAGUCCAAGCACAGUGGGCACAUGUUUUCCACCAAGAGCCCCAAGCCGGACAAGUGGAGCCAUGAGAAGAACCCGUCCUACACCUACUACCUGUACUACAUGUACGCCAACAUCACGGUGCUCAACAACCUCCGCAGGGAACGCGGAAUGAACACCUUCCUGUUCCGACCCCACUGCGGGGAAGCCGGGGCCAUCACCCACCUGCUCGCAGCCUUCAUGACAGCAGAUAAUAUCUCCCAUGGCCUGAACCUAAAGAAGAGUCCUGUGCUGCAGUACCUGUACUUCCUUGCCCAAAUCCCCAUCGCUAUGUCCCCGCUCAGCAACAACAGCCUCUUCCUUGAAUACGCCAAAAACCCGCUGCCGGACUUCCACCAGAAAGGCCUGAUGGUCUCUCUCUCCACGGACGACCCCAUGCAGUUCCACUACACCAAGGAGCCCCUGAUGGAGGAAUACGCCAUUGCGGCCCAAGUCUUCAAACUCAGCACUUGUGACAUGUGUGAGAUUGCCAGGAACAGUGUCCUGCAGUGCGGUCUGUCCCAUGAGGAGAAGACCAAGUUCCUGGGGGAGAAUUACCGUGAGGAGGGGCCCCAUGGCAACAACAUCUGGAAGACAAAUGUAGCUCAGAUCCGCAUGGCCUAUCGCUAUGAAACCUGGUGCUACGAACUCAACCUCAUUGCAGAGGGGCUGAAAACCACGGAGUAGAUCCCCAAACCUGCCCGGACCCCAAUGCCUCCUCCACUUUGUCAGGGCCUGGGGCAGCCCAGAGCCCCACCCAUGACUGCACUUUGCUUUCUUGUGGCGGCAGCACUGGGAGAUCAUGUCCUUUGUGGUGUUACUGGCCCUGGGUGUUAAAAAAAUCACUA
This is a messenger RNA of Mauremys mutica (yellowpond turtle), 2392 nucleotides long. It is a transcript of the gene AMPD1, whose product is annotated as adenosine monophosphate deaminase 1. Gene Ontology annotation, cellular component: cytosol. NCBI's taxonomy places the organism in Eukaryota, Metazoa, Chordata, Testudines, Geoemydidae. Gene Ontology annotation, molecular function: AMP deaminase activity. The record is from RefSeq and is a predicted model, not a curated record. Gene Ontology annotation, biological process: IMP salvage; AMP metabolic process. Bases 30 to 2231 code for a protein of 733 amino acids. The transcript is spliced from 14 exons.